Messenger RNA from Carica papaya (papaya), 750 nucleotides. The record is from RefSeq and is a predicted model, not a curated record. Lineage: Eukaryota; Viridiplantae; Streptophyta; Magnoliopsida; Brassicales; Caricaceae.
AUUGUUUCUCAGGUUUACGAUAAAUGGGGAGAUGUCAUAUGUCAUGGUGAUAAAAGUGUCAUAAAGGAAGGACAUAAGAGUUUUCCAAGUGGUCAUACUUCAUGGUCCUUUGCUGGUCUUGGUUUUUUGUCACUCUACUUAUCUGGAAAAAUACAAGCAUUUGACCGCAGAGGUCACGUUGCAAAGUUAUGCAUUGUCUUUCUUCCUCUACUUGUUGCAUCUCUUGUUGGCAUUUCUCGGGUGGAUGACUACUGGCACCACUGGCAGGAUGUCUUUGCUGGGGGUCUACUAGGGCUUGUAAUGGCUACAUUUUGCUACCUACAGUUCUUUCCACCACCCUAUCACACUGAAGGUUGGGGCCCGUAUGCUUACUUCCGGGUGUUGGAGGAGUCACGACAACAAGCAAUGAAUUCUGUGAAUUCGCGUAAUGGACAGGCAACCGAGGAUUUGGUUGAGAGCGAGCAAGAUGGAAGCAGUAAUGGAUUUUUGGGCUUACAUUUGGCAGGCAAUUCUAGUUCGACACUGCUAGAUGCGGAGUCUGGUAGGAGUUGACUUCGUGUAACUUUGUGCUUUUAGCCCUUCCUCGUGUAGAUUACUUUUUGUCUGUAACUAAUCUCUCGACUUCUUGUUGUGAGCUUCUUGGAAUACCUUGGUUCUGAUUAAAAGAAGACAAAAACAUUUUGUAUUAUGGAGAAAGGAAGAGAACAGUUUGUAUUCUGCUUAAAUCUUUGAAGCUUGAUCUCUUGAAUC